Ictalurus furcatus (blue catfish) is the source of this 7046-nucleotide messenger RNA. RefSeq names its product WW and C2 domain containing 1 (gene wwc1). Bases 1318 to 4656 code for a protein of 1112 amino acids. Gene Ontology annotation, molecular function: kinase binding; molecular adaptor activity. The transcript has 22 exons. Gene Ontology annotation, cellular component: cytoplasm. NCBI's taxonomy places the organism in Eukaryota, Metazoa, Chordata, Actinopteri, Siluriformes, Ictaluridae. The record is from RefSeq and is a predicted model, not a curated record. Gene Ontology annotation, biological process: regulation of hippo signaling; regulation of DNA-templated transcription; negative regulation of organ growth.
AUUACGGUCAUUAAAUAAAGAAUAAAACAAGAAUUGUUAGAAAGGUUAAAACUUUGUCCGGUACUGUGAGUGUGUGUGUGUGUGGUUAAAAUGUCGACGGGUACUGUAUGUUGGGGGGUGUGUGUGUGUGUGUGUGUGAGAGAGAGAGAGAGAGAGAGAGAUGCUAUUUGGGGAAUUACGGUCAUUAAAUAAAGAAUAAAACAAGAAUUGUUACAAAAGGUUAAAACUUUGUCAGGUACUGUGUGUGUGUGUGUGUAUGUGUGGUUAAAAUGUCGACGGGUACUGUAUGUUUGUGUUGGUGUGUGUGUGUGUGUGUGUGUGUGUGUGUGUGUGUGUGUGUGUGAGUGAGAGUGAGAGAGAGAGAGAGAGAGAGAGAGAAAGAUUAAUAGAGCUGCUAUUUGGGGAAUUACGGUCAUUACCUGCGUGACGUCACUCAUCUAACCGCAGCAUAGCGACCGAGCUUGGUCGGAUACUGAAGGAGAACCGCAACCGCUUCAAAGCCGGAGGAACAACAAUUAUAAUAAAAAAACACCAAACAUUGGACAAAAUACGCAACUUUUUUUCUGGGGAGGAUUAAUUUAUCAAACCUGGUGGAUUUUUUUCAAAACAGACCUGGAAUAUACUCGCUAGUUAACUGUUUUCGAGCUACACGGCUAACUAGGCUAGCUAGCUAAACAUGGAGGGUAGAAAUUGAACCAAAAAACCCCCACCAAACCUCGCAAAUAUGAAGAUCCUAAAGAAGGUUUUUUUAAUGCACGCGCGGCCUAAAUUCUGUAUUAACAUCCAUCUAAAAAUAUUUUAAUUCGUAAUUUUCGGUUAUUGUUUAGUUUCGUGUAGUUUCCAUGGACGGUAUAAUGUUACUUUGUAAGUUGUAUAGCUAACCAGCUAAGUUUUUUUUUUUUUUAAAAGAUAUCCACGCGCGUGUAUGAUGAAAUAAGUUUUCUGAUUUAGUGCUAACAACAACAACAACAACAACAAUAAUAAUAUCACUAAUGCACGACUGUGUGAGACUGCAGAAAUUUUGCGACAUUCUGAGUAAUGAAAUGCAGUGGAGAAAUGUUCCUGUGUUCUUCAGAGAUGCUCCAGGUCACCUGUGAAAGAAAAUAACCUAUCAGAAAUAAUAAUAAUAAGAGGAAUAAAUAAUAAUAAUAAUAAUAAGACGUCGCGAUGGAAGGUCGGGAAAAUCCGUGACACGUCGCGAUGCUGGAGGUUUGUUAAUGGCACUUUGUGCGUUGGAUGAGGAGCAACGACACCCCGAAAACACCCCACAUGGUUCUAAUCGCUGUAGAAGAUCUAUUACAUGGAGACUAGUUGGUCAUGCCGAGGAAGGAGUUACCGUUGCCAGAGGGUUGGGAAGAAGCCCGAGAUUUUGACGGGAAAGUCUACUACAUAGACCACAUCAACCAGACCACCAGCUGGAUCGACCCCAGGGACAGGCACACUAAGCCCCUGACCUUCGCCGAUUGUAUCGGAGAUGAGUUGCCUCUGGGAUGGGAGGAAGCGUACGAUCCGCAAGUCGGCGCCUAUUACGUCGACCAUAACACGAAGAGCACUCAGCUGGAGGACCCGCGGGUGCAGUGGCAGCGUGAGCAGGAGCUCAUGCUGCGCGAGUACCUCAACGUAGCCAAGGAAGCGCUGAGCGCCCAGAAAGAGAUUUACCAGGUCAAAGAAGAGCGCCUCCGUCUGGCACAGCAACAGUACAAGCAGCUCAACGAAGCCUGGAGGGACAAGUCUUCGUCACAGACCAGCUUAAAUUCCAGAUCCUCAUCAAGCAGUAAAUAUGACCCUGAAAUUCUCAAGGCGGAGAUCGUGACCGCUAAGAGUCGGGUGAGUAAGCUGAAGAGAGAUCUGGCCUGCAUGAGGCAGGAGCUGCUUUAUAAGGAGCAAGGCUUUGAAACGCUGAAAGAAAUCGACCACAAGCUGGCGAGCGCUUCGUACGGCUACAAGCAGCACGAGGCCCAAGCCAUCUUGAAGGAGGUCAGGACGAUUAAAGAUGCCAUCAGCUCCGGGGAAAGAGAAAAGCAGGAGCUCAUGCAGAAACUGGCUGUGCUGAAAGACGGCUUCCGUCUGGAUUACGGCUCUCAGAACGAGCUGUGGGCGAGCAACCCCUCUCUGGCCGACUCGAACCUUUCGCUCCCUCGCCUCUAUUCGGACGCAGAGUCCCAGACGGACAUACCCGCCGAGUUGGUUUCGAUCUCCAAUAAGCUGGCAGAGAAGGUACGACUGAGCUUGAAGUACGAAGAGGCGAAAAGGAGGAUCGCAAACAUUAAAGUCCAGAUCGCCAAGUUGGACAGCGAGUCGUGGCCCGGUUUGCUGGAUCCCGAGCGAGACCGGCUCAUCCUCAUCAGCGAGAAAGAGGAGCUGCUGAAGGAACUACAGUACGUCAAACCCUGCAAGCGCGCUCCCAGCGACGCCGAGAAGAUCGAAACGGAGAAAAAGCGUCUGGAGCAGGACCUGCAGGCGGCACGCGACAGCCAGAGCAAAGCUCUGACGGAAAGGUUGACGUUACAUUGCAAGAGGAACAAAUUGGUGAAGGAGCUGGAAGAUGUCGUGAGGCAGGCGUCCUCGCUGCACACCCAGCUGAAGAGCCUGUCGGCUAGCACGCUGUCCUGUUCGUCGGGCAGUAGCCGAGGGUCUCUGACGUCCAGCCGUGGCUCUCUGGCCGCCUCCAGCCUCGGCUCGCUGUCGUCCCUCAGCUUCACCGACGCCUACUUCGAGCACCAGAGCGAGCUGAGCGACCCGGAUUUCCAGGUCAAGUUGGACUCGCUGCUCCAAGAGAGCAUCUCGUCUACCUACAGGCCCUCCAGCUCCAUCCCCACCAUCCACGAGAACGAGGUGACGUCAGGGCCGGCCGCCGGCGCCGCAGGUCAGGGCGCAGGCUUACGCGCUCACGCUCUACGUCUGUCCGAGACGCCGCGCUCCAUGAGCUCGCUGUCUCCACGCUCGUCGCUCUCCUCGCUCUCUCCGCCCUGCUCGCCCCUCGUUCCCGAUGCCUCGUCGCUGGCCGGAGAGACCUUUUCAGGUUCGGCGUCCCAGCUUGAUCUGGAGCUGCAGGCCCGGCUCAGCGAGCUCAGCCUGCAGGGGGACGCCAAACAGGACGCCUCUAAAGAUCUCGAUUCCCAAACAAGGGUCCCAGGUUCCGGCUCAAAGAAAGCGGGCGUGACGUCGGCCGUGUCGGACGAAUCGGUGGCGGGAGACAGCGGCGUGUACGAGGCUUCAGAGAAAAGGCCCGGAGUCCCUGCCGAGCAGAUGUCGGGCGACGAAGACGGGGGAUUAGUCAGCUGCGCUCAGAUCAGACUGGGCUUGAAGUACGAGGCUAAAGAGAAGCGCUUUGCCAUCUUCGUCAUGCAGCUGACCAACUGCAGCACGCUGUCUGUUCCUGCCAGCCAGAACAUGUACGUCCGGGUGGUGGUGCUGCCCUGUCCGGAGGCCACCCGCUGCCUGUUCCGCACACGCAGCUCACGGGCCCACGACGCGCUGGAGAUCAACGAGGUGUUCGCCAUGCAGCUUUCCCCCUCCGCCUUCAGACAGAAGACGCUCCGCGUCGACGUCUGCUCCACCACCGAGUCCAGAAGAGAGGAGUGUCUGGCCGGUGCUCAGAUCAGUUUGGCUGACAUGGAGUGUUCGGAGGAAUGGUAUACCAAGUGGUACAACCUCCUCAACUACAUGCUCAUCCCAGACAUGAAUGGAAAGAACAAAGAGCUCAAGGCUCCCACGCAGUCCGACAAGACAAUAGACGGCUCCUCAGAAAUCCAAGCAGCUAACGUGAAGACGGCAGAGACAGACUGGCGAACGGAGCCUCUAGAGGGCGAUGUGUUUGUGGACGGUGUGGGCAGCGACGUGGAAGGGGAGGAGUUUAACUCGGAAGGCUGCCAGUGGGAAGUGGAGGACGAAGAAGAAGAAGAAGUGGAGGAGGAGAAGCAGCAAGCGGCGCCAACCAAGCCUCUUUCAAAAACAGCGGCGGCUAUUCCCGAAAAGGUGAAUAAAGAGACGAGCAUGGAGGGCCUCCCUCACGCCGCCGCCUCCGUGGUCCGGCCCAAAGAGCGACGGCUUGAGCUGAACCAGCAGAACCUUUUUGUCAGGGGUAACACCAUAAUCCGCUCCAAGACCUUUUCUCCUGGUCCACAGAGCCAGUACAUCUGCAGGAUCAACCGCAGCGACAGCGACAGCUCCACUCUGUCCAAGAAGUCUCCUUUCGUCCGGAACGCCUCCGAGAGGCGCAGUGUCCGUAUUAAAAAGCCUCCGACGCAGACGCACGGCUCAGACGGUGUGAUGCGCACUCCUAUGGACCUGGAACUGGAGCUUCAGGCGUCUCGGACGCGCCACAGCCGGCUGAACGAGGAGCUGCGGGUGCUGCGGCAGCUGAAGGAGCAGAUGGAGAGCGCGAGGCAGCAGGGCCAGCGCAGCCUUCCCGCAUGGGUUCAAGAGGACGAGCGCUUCCGAUUGCUGCUCACGCAGGCCGAGAAACAGACUCAGGAGGAACAGCUGCAGGAGCAGAGAGUGGAGAAGAUGAUGCGAGCGGCAGCUAAGGAGGUGCACAAGAUCCGAGGACAGAGCCGCAAAGAAGGUCCCGAAGUCCAAUCCUUCAGAGAGAAGAUGGCCUUCUUCACACGAGUAAAGAUAAACGUUCCUGACCUACCAGCUGACGACGUAUAGACCGCAAGCAAGAGUCUAAUCUGCUGUUUCACUGAAGAAGAACCUGACCUCUGGUGGUAUUAUGAAGAAUGAAGAAUUAUUACUGCAGAAAAUUAUUAAGUGUAUAUUCAGUAGGAAAAAUGUCCAUUUUAAUACACUGGGUUUUUAGCUCUCAGUUGAAAAUCUGUAGAUUAUUUCUCCUUUUUUUCUUUUCUUAAAUUGUACCAACAACCACAUUUUUUUUUUUUUUUUUUUUUGUAUCCGUAGCAAUAUAUUUUUUUCUUUUACUACUAAAAAUUGUAUAUUAGUAUCUGUAUUAGUUCCUUUUUAUUUUUUUUUGAUAGUCGAUCAUUCCAAAACACCAGAGUGUUGUUUUUUUUUUUUUUUUUUUUUUUUUUUUUAUAAAAAUAACACAACUAGAGGGAGAAAAAAACUCGUCGAGUCGGCUUGCUAUAACUCGAUUAUGUGAAUACAGAUCCUUGAGGUACUUUUAUGAUUGAUAGCACAAGGUUUUGGAAAUCACUGUUUAGAUGUAUGUUGGUUUGGGUAAAUUAGGUAAACAGAAACAACAACAACAACAACAAAAAAAAACGUAAAACCGAUACGCCAGUGAUGUCUCACUUCGAGACCGGGGCGUGUUUAGUCGCGCGCACGCGUUCAAUAAGGCGCGUUCUUUUUAAACAUUUAACACUAUUUACAAGAAAGGGAAAAAAUUAAAAAAACGAUCGAAAGUACAAACUAACGGUAGCCGAAAUCGGUUUUUAAUGCGUAGUUAGCUCAGUCAUAGCUAGCUGUAACUCAUGAUCAGCGUCACUACGUGCUGGUUCUGAGCGUGUGUUUGUUUGUUUGUUUUUAGAAGUAUAAAACUUUUUUUUUUUUUUUUGUCCACAAGGCACAGCACACAACGCAGCGUCCAUAAUCCCAGCAUUUAUAUUUAAUCUGCACUUAGUCGUCCCACAGCCUCUCAGGUAGAAUUUGGCUAGUUCAUGCACUUUAAUAGCUAGUAAUCAGAGAGUGAGGAACGCAAUCACGGCACGUUGUAACUAUCAAGCACAAAAAAAAAAACAAAAACGAAAAAGAAGGCGGCCUGAUGCGUGCUCUCUCUGACCUUGAAACGAGAACGGAGAGAGUCGUUUCCGAUUGACGUUUCGUAGUAGAAAAAUGCUUUCAUUUUUGAAGUCCCUGAAUUUCUUUCUUUUUCUUAAAAAAAAAAAUUAAUUUUUUUAUUAAAGGCCAGAUUGCUUCUAAGACACUCGUGUAAUCCCUCUUCAGCUUCUCCUCAUCCGAAGCUGUCGCUCGACUUUGGGAGCAGAUCACGUUUCUCCCCGCUUCAUUUCUGUGCUCUGUCGUGCAGAAGGCUGUGAUCUCACAGCUAGUGAAAUAUACCCUCACCGUCACCGGCCAAUCGUGUGGUAGCAGCGCGACGCAUCAAAUCGUGCAGCUUCAGUUAACGUUCAUGUCGAAUUUCAUGACGGGGGCCACAUCUGGUACCGACACCCAUGCCACGGUUAAACUCUCAGAGAUCAGAUUUUCCCCCAUUCUGAUGUUUGACGUGAAGAUUUUAUGAAUUGUGCUACUGCCACAUGUUUGAAGGAUCGGAUAACCGCAUAAGCGAGCAGGUGUACAGGUGUUCCUAUUAAAGUGGACAGUGAGUGUAGAUCAAUUUGAUUAUAUUCAAGAUAUGUUUGUUUUUUUUUUUUUUUUUUGCAGUGGAUCCUUAUAUUCUUGCGUUUUGAGUUUUUCCCCACACUACUAGACUAUGAAUGUUUUCCUCAACCUGCUGUCCUUCCAGCUCUUAAAGACCAAGGUGCUUGUUUAAAGCACUUCGAUCACAUCAUCUCCGUCUUAAGUGAGCACUUUUCGAGUACUUGCGCCGCAAUCCGCCGGACCCGGAACACGAUUUUUCACCCGAGUUCGGAUCUAAACGCGCCUUAGGCUCAGAGCGAGGUCGUAUUUGCGUGUCUAAUCUCUGAAUUCGCUUAACGGCUCAAUCGAGAUGUGUGAGAAACGAUUUCUCCGUGAUCGGAAACGUGGAAACGACCUGGCGUCUUCCGGCGGCGUCCAAAUCGACGGAACCGCGUCGCGAAUCUAAACGUCCGAAGUGUCUCCCAACACGUUUCCGCCACACAAAAGCCGCACGUCAAGUUAAAAACCAAAUUCUUUCACGUAGAAAACGACGCAAAGGGAAAUCGCCGUAUCGUCGCGACGUCAGCCGCGUUUAUGUCCGACGUGGAGAUGUUGCCCGAGUUUCGUUGCACUUUUCCGUAGGUCAGGGUUUUUUUUUUUUUGUUUUUUGUUUUCCUCGAAUUCCCAGUAUGACGGAUUGCACCAUUAGGAAAGUUUGUGAUGCCUGUGCUGCACUGUGACCUUUUUAGGAAGUGGGGAAAUUUAGUAAUCGCGAUCGCGUCAUU